This is a messenger RNA of Sitodiplosis mosellana (orange wheat blossom midge), 1820 nucleotides long. Its product is annotated as U3 small nucleolar RNA-associated protein 15 homolog. Gene Ontology annotation, biological process: positive regulation of transcription by RNA polymerase I; rRNA processing. Bases 165 to 1763 code for a protein of 532 amino acids. Gene Ontology annotation, molecular function: protein binding. NCBI's taxonomy places the organism in Eukaryota, Metazoa, Arthropoda, Insecta, Diptera, Cecidomyiidae. The transcript is spliced from 3 exons. Gene Ontology annotation, cellular component: nucleolus. The record is from RefSeq and is a predicted model, not a curated record.
UCGGGCAAUCUAAAGUGGAUUUGACAGUUUGAACUGUCACGAGGCACAUGCUUUUUCUAGCGAGCAACAAAUUCUAACACAUGCGAACAAUAACAAAACAUUCGGCUGAACGCAUUUUAGUGGAAAUCAUUUGGAAAUAGUGGACAAACGGGAUAAUCGUCACGAUGACAUCGUUCAAGAGGUUGAACACGGAAAAGUAUUUGAAGGCGGCACGAAUUCAAACCGAAGACACGCUAUACUGGAAGAAAUUAUCGGUACCAACAUUAGUGAAAGAGUUUGGAGCAAUUGAUUAUAUCGACUUCAGUCCAGUGGAUCCGUAUAAUUUUGCCGUUUCGUGUUCGGUUCGCGUGCAAAUUUAUAAUCCUCUUACAAAGUUAGUCGUGCAAAACAUAUCGGCAUUCGAGAAGAGUGCAUACGGGGCCACUUUUCGGAAAGAUGGUCGCCUGUUGGUGGCCGGUGAAGAAAAUGGAACAGUAAGACUGUUCGAAAGUUCAUCGAAGAAUCCAUUGCGUAUAUUCCGCAAACACACAGCUGCUGUGCAUCGCGUUUCAUUCACCGCCGACAACACGCACAUUGUGAGUUUUUCGGACGACAGAACGGUCAAACUUUGGGAUAUUCCGUCCGAAAAAGUUGUGCAGAGCUUUGAAGAGCACAGAGACUACAUUCGCGCUGGCUGUGCCAGUCCAAUUUCGCCGAACAUCUUCAUCUCUGGUGGUUAUGAUAAAGUGGUCAAAGUGUUUGACAUCCGUGUUGGUGGACUGAAUGAGAAGAGUGUCAUAUUUGAAGUGAAUCACGAUCUACCGGUAGAGGCUCUGAUGUGGUUGCCCACAGGUGGUAUAUUCCUUAGUGCUGGUGGUACUUCAAUCAAAGUCUGGGAUGCAUUUUCAUCGGGUAAGCAAAUCGCACAGAUUUCCGAGCAUCACAAAACCAUCACAUGCCUGCGAAUGGCCAGUAAUGGUCGAAGAUUCAUGUCAUCGGGUCUCGAUCGUCAUGUCAAAGUGUAUGACAUUGCGAACUAUCAGCCAGUUCAUUCGUUUGACUUCCCAAAUGCUGUCCUGAGUUUGGGUGUUUGCCAUAAUGACGAAGCACUAGUCGCCGGUAUGGUUGAUGGAUUGAUUUCAAUUCAACGCAUGGAAAGUGAAACAUAUGCCGCACCGAAAAUACCCAAAAGCCGAAAAGUUAUCCCAGUCCAUGCGACAACAGUCGAUGAAGUUAUAGAAGAUUACGACCGGACCAUUGGCGCGAAAUAUGACAAAUUUCUGCGGAAAUAUGAUUACACGGGCGCAUUAAAUGUGGUACUAUCAAACUAUGUAAUGAACAAAAAUCCACACAUAACAGUCACUUUGAUGCAGGAAUUAGUCCGACGAAAAGGUUUAGAGAGAGCAUUGGCCGGACGAACUCAUAACUCACUGUCAAAUAUCAUCCUAUUCAUCAUUCGAUACAUUGGUGACCAUAGAUUUUCAAGGAUUUUAAUCGAUGUUGCAAAUAUCCUCUUGAAUGUGUAUGAAGACCAAUUCAAAGAGUUCACUGGACCACUUGGUCGUAGUUUUAUCAAUUUGGCCAAGGCUCUGCAUCGGGAAGAGAAGGUUACAAAAGACUUUUUGCAAGUACAAGGCGCAUUGGAGUUGAUUGUGUCGGGUGCUAGUGUUUCCGAACGGGGGACAUCGAAUAUUGCACCGCUUGAUAACAUUAGAACGCCCAAGAAAUCCGAGCUAGUACCAUCUGAGACGGCCAAGAAGCAGUUGAUCAUUGACGUUAAUUAAUAGGCAAUUUUAAUCGUUACUCGAAAAUAAAAUUUGAUAAAAAUGUUGAAAAAAAAA